CUUGCCUCCCCGACCUUCCGGAAUAAUGGAGGUUGUUGGGAUGACGAGCUUGCCACGUAUCACUAGUGCGUACCCUUGAUCUCGCAGAGAGCAGAUAACUGUUAAUUGAGAUAGUAAUAGGUUGUUUAUAAAUCAACUGGUUUAAUACCGUUUUGUAGAAAAUGUGUUUUGGGUAUCAAGGUUAUCGCUGUUCGGAUUUGAAGAGACUGGAAUCAAACGGGAAAAACCUCCACUCUGUACAGAAUCAGAACGUGGCAUUGCUUUGAGUUAAAGAAUGUUCCAUUCGUAUUUAACUUUUGGCGCAGUUUAUAUUUUGUACUAAUAUGGAAAUAGAAGAAGCAUUUCAAGUGGUUGGAGAAAUGGGGAUUUAUCAAAUGUACCUUUGCUUUCUACUAACAUUUUUGUUAACGAGCUAUGUUUCUGCUGAAGCCAUUCUUAUUGCCUUAGUGGGGUUGUCACCUCCUUUUGACUGGGAUCUGGAGAGACAGUUCACCAACCAAAGCCUGACCCACAAAUCGGCUGAUGAAGAUCAGAUAUUCAGACACUGGCUGCAUGAAGCAAACCAAAGUGAAGUGCACAGACAUGUGCACUUCAAUGGGAGUUAUACAUCAAUUACGUCAGAGUGGUACUUGAUUGGGGAUGCAGCCUACAAAGUCUCCCUGGCAAGCUCCUUUUACUUUGGUGGCGUGUUGAUAGGAGUACUCUCCUUUGGCCAUCUCUCUGAUCAUUAUGGGAGAAAGAAACUCUACCUCACUGGUUUGGCGCUUGAUAUCGUGUUUGGAGUUACAAGCGGGCUUGCACCGUCAUACCAGCUGUUUGCUGUGUCCCGCUUUCUGGUGGGCAUUAUGAAUGGAGGAAUGUCCUUGGUUGCCUUUGUUUUACUGAACGAGUAUGUGGGCACUUCCUACUGGGCACUCACAGGAACUUUGGGCAGCUUGUUUUUCGCUGCAGGAAUCUCUCUGUAUGCAGUGACGGGUUAUUUCAUUCACUCCUGGAGAAUGCUGGCUCUUGUCACUAAUUUGCAAGGGGUGCUUGUAUUUAUGCUCUCAGUGUUCAUCCCUGAAUCUCCACGCUGGCUAUAUGCACAAGGGCGCCUUAGUGAGGCUGAAGAUGUCCUUCGCUUCAUCGCGAAGAGAAACCAAAAACAGAAAUGCACUCUGUCCUUAAAACCCCCGCUGGACAAAAGAGACAGGCAGACAGUGGGUGCCCUGGACCUGUUCUGCCACAGGAUCCUUCUGAAGCGUACACUUGUCAUGAUGUAUUCAUGGUUUGUGUGCAGUCUUGUGUACUAUGGCCUUACACUUAACGUAGGGAACAUGAGCGGGAAUCUGUAUGUCAAUCUGGCUCUGUCCGGGAUUGCCGAGCUGCCUUCUUAUCCAAUAUGCAUCUAUUUAAUUGGUCGGAAAUGGUCUGGACGAAGAAGGACAUUGUCAGGAUUUCUAUUCUUGGGAGGUAUAGCCUGCCUCAUUAUCAUGUUCCUGCCAGAGAAACAAGAAACAGGUGUGUUUGCAUAUGUAAAUAGCAGGUCAUUGUCUUUGCUGGGGAAGAUGACAGUCAGCGCAGCAUUUAAUAUUGUCUAUAUCUACUCUUCAGAGCUCUAUCCCACUGUAGUCAGGAACAUUGGGAUGGGCAUGUGCUCUGUGGCAGCUAGGAUAGGGGGCAUCAUCGCAGCCUUCAUCCCUUCUCUGAAAUCAGUCCAGUGGGCCUUACCUUUUAUUGUGUUUGGUGUUGCUGGCUUAUCAGCAGGAGUUCUGAACCUCUUGUUACCCGAAACCCUCAACACACCCCUGCCGGAGACCAUUUCCGACUUGCAUGCAGGGUCAUAUCGGAGACUCGGAGAUGAAGGGUUGCCAUUGCAGGCAUUCAGCAACGAAUUGGUAACAGAAAGCCCUGGAGAGACUGACGAGGAAGAAUACUUGGACGUGAACGAACAAACUCAAAUGAUCUUGUGAGCAAUUUAACUGGAAAUCUACACUGUAAAACAGAAUGAGUUUGCAGCACAAUAAGCACUACAGCUCUGGUCUUUUGAGACAAGAAACUCAAAGGGGCAGUGAAAAUAAAUACUGACACAUAAUCACCUGUUCACAGUUAUAAAUUCUAAAGAGCUACAGAUUAGCAUCCAAUUUCCUCUUUAGAAUUUGACAGCACAGAAAGACAAUAUUAUGAAAGUCUUCAAACUGUGGGACAAAAUGUAAGCUGCUGUAUAGAAAGACUAUUGAACUGGUAUCGAUCUGGUCUGUGUAAAACGACAAUGUAAAACUUUAAGGUGCUAUCAAGUACAGCUGUCAGGAUAAUUUUAUUUGUUUCUUUUUUGUACAUUACUAAUAGACUCCUCAUAUCGGUGUUAAUCGACGUAGUUUAUAUCUCAGUUCUGUCCUCCUGAACUAUAUUGUAAAAAAAACUCCUAUCAAAAAAACUAGACUAGCACAGAUGUUAUUCUGCACCGUGUGGUUCUUCAGUGCGUGAAGUUUCUGCAGCAGACCAACAUGAAUGUAUCUUUGUGCAAUUCAUUUAGAGAUCAUGCUCUUUACAAGUAUUGAUUUAAGGAUAAUUAAUAAUUACAAGUGGAUAUUGUGUAGACUAUAAAAGUAUAUAGUAACUAAGCUGCAUUUCCAUAUACACUGCUCUCACACCUCAAAUUGGCAUUCUGGUGAUUUCUCUCCAGAUUUCCCCUUUGAGAUAUACUGAAUGUUCUAUCAAGCUGCCGUUUAGACUUGAAUUAAGCAGAAGCUUUAGUUGGGUACAGUGACAGCCAAAGUAUAUACCCUCAAUCAAUUUCAGAAUUACUCCUGUGUGUAACAUGCAAUGAAUGUUGACUUUGAUCAAAUGUUUUGAUGUACUGCAGUGGAAACAUUAAAGGCAUUUGUUUGGUGGAUAACCCAGACUAUCAGGGUUCACAUUAUUAGAAUCAUGUUGUUGACUGCAUUGAAUGCAUAGUUUCAGAUACAUUGUCAGGGCAGUGUAUAGGGCAAUAAUACGUCAAGUAAAAUGGUUGUUUGUAUUCUAAGGGUCAAAACAAUACUUAACCAUAUUUGGAGUUACUGUAACUCUCUUGCUGGAAAAUACAUUUUUGUAUUGUAUAUGUAUUUAUCUUUUUAAUAUAAUUUUACUAUUUAGGUAAACGUAAUUCAUAAGCAAUCUCCGGUGGAAGGCCUAGGCAAACUAGGCAGCUGUCCAGGACGGCAAAAAAACAAAAAAUGAAAGCAAGGACUGCAUUAUGUGCAAAGCACCGCUCCCGUGACGUUUAGCAUCAAAGUAACUGGCAUCACACUAAACAAUUCUAUCCAGACACGCUCUUUUGCAGGGUAUGGAGUGAUCAAUAGGGAACCUGAGUUCAUUCUAACUAUUAUGCUGUUCUGUAGAGAAGAAGCAUUAUGAGUGACUAAUAGAGACGUAAAAUUUCAAGAAGUAAGCCACUAGACAAGACAGGCAUUGAUUUUCGCCGUCAGAACAAGAAUUUGGUAAGUUGAUAAUUUACGGUAUUUUGACAGUAGAUAGCAAUGCUAGUAAAAUGUGUUCAGUUCCAAUCUUUGAAGUCCCAAAUCAGUCGAUAAAAAUUUAAAAUAAUCUGAAUGCCGCCUAGCACAUGACGCAGGCAAUAUUGCUAACCUUUAAAGACAUGGAAUAAUGUAGGCUACUAGUUAAACGGAAUCCGAAUUUAAUUGAAUUUAGUGGUAAAAAUUAUUAUUUUAUUUAUUUAUUACUUUAUUUUUAAACUGACUAGCUAAGCUGCUGUCAUCAGAUUCAAAUCUUUCUACUUACCCAUGUGUCAUAAUUACGGGGUGACCAGAUGGCUGUGUGUCACCGGUGAGACAGAAUCUUCCGAAGACACUAUUUUGGCAUAACACCAGGACAGGCUGAGACAGUUCAGAUUUACAGACUCCCAUCACCACCAAUCCAUUAACAGACGUGUCAGGUUAUUCAAUUGAUCCGUGAUAAGCAAUUCGUGCAUGUCGGUUACAGCUGAGAAAUGUAUUAAUAUAAUGAUAAACUUGUGAAAUUCUGCAUUUCGUGUUUGUUGUCUUCAUUUUUAAUAAUAGCCUACAUGCUUACCCUUAAGAAGAAAAAAAGGUAUGUAUUGGGAUAUGUGCAUAUAUUCUAAAAGCAUGCAGUUAGUUGAAUUACAGUUUGUAAUUAGACUGACAGUAUUGGGGAAGGUAGUACUAGUAGCACUUUUCUGCUAAGUUUUUGAAUAAGUUUUAAUUUUCAAAAUGUACGGUACAUUGGGAGUGUGUUUAGAUCAUUUGAUGGCACAUAUUCAUGUUAAAUUGUGAUCCAUAAUGUUUGCUACACAAGUUAGGAAAGCUGUAUUUUCGGUCUGCUCCACAACCUACCGUUUUAAAAUGGUUGGAUAUGUCCCUGUAGCGUUGUGUUCUUAAGCAAGAAAAAGCUAAUUUGCAAUAUCAAAGGAAUGUUGUUUGCCAAAACAUUAAUUUUCAACCUGUGCAUUUAGUUUCAUAUUAGUUUAAAGUGAUGAUGUCUUUGAAGUUGUGCAACAGUCAUUUCAAAAUUCAAUAUACUGUAGGAAAUCAAAUUUUAAAGUAUGUACACGGCCUGUACAAUUUUUCACAACAGAAACCAGCACACAGAGUGAUUGCACAAUACAAGCCGAAUCAAAAACCUACUGAUUUUUUAAAAUAAAUACAGUAAUAGGGUGGCAAGUUGCCUAGCACUGGUCCUACCAGUGAAAGGGAUUUGGUAUAUACUGUAGAAACCACUGCCUGCUCCAAAGCAUCCAUGAGUUUCAAUGCUUAUCUCAUAUGAUAAAGGUUUGUCAACACAGUUCUUGAAUGAGAAGCACUUUUAAGUUAUUUUCUAUCAUUUUAGUGCUUGCUCAAGUGAACUGCUUUAUUUAACAUUCGCUCUUAAAGUUUAAGUGUCAUCACAGCAAUGCUUUCGAAAUUACUAAAAUAUUUUAAUUGGAUGGUGGUUUAGUUUAAAACAAUCGACUGUAAGAAUCACUUUUUUUAAUAUAACACAUUUAAAAUCUGCAAUAGCUUGGCAUUUGAUUCCUCGUUGGAUUGUGCAGUUAUUGAGUGCAGAGAAUGUCUGAUUGUCCUAAAAAAAAAUACAUUGAAUUGUACUUAAAGAGGCAUCAUUACCUUUUUCAAGUUCCAAAAUACGGUUGUGGAAACAUGAUUAUAUGUUGUAUGUUGACAGCUACACGCUGUCACUGGAAACUUCUUUAUUUGUAAUUCGUCUAACUGAUGUGCACUCUGAUGUUCCCUGUUUCUCGCGUCUUGGCAAAAAAUGUAAAAAUAUCUUUGGAUCUAAGGCAGUUAGGAGUAACCAUAUAUUUGUUUUGUACAGUUUUGUGCUGUUCUUCAUAUUGAUAUAAGGUUUUGAUUCACAUUCAUUUUUACGGAAUCUAUUAACCUGCAUUUGUGUUGACAUUUGACCUUUCCAUGUGCCUCUAUUUUUGCUUAUGUCUAAUUUCUGAGCAAUGUGCCUUUUGCUUUCCUUGAAGGGAAUGAGAAAACUUUGAAUAAAAUACUUGCAUGUAAAAUACAAUCAGGUUACAUACAAUGAGUGUGCAUUUCCUUUAGUGCAAUAAACAUCUUUUUCAUGUAAUUUGCUGUAUUUACUGGUCAUGCCAUAACAUUUUUAAAACUGUGUAAUAAGAUUCUGUGUAGUAAAAGCCAUGUUGUCAGUACAAACCAUGCUUGAAAUUGAGGCAUUUUUUUAUCUUUUAUUUUAAUAGCGAAAAAAAAGAUGAAACUUAAGAGACACAAGAAAGUUUUACAUGAUCCAGCUGGUAAUACUUUCCCAUGAUAGUUCUUAUAAUAUGGGCAAGUAUAAAAUCAAGUAAUGUACAUAAGAAAGGGACCAGUCAACCUAACACUUCCUUUUAGCUGUACAUGUGCAAUCGCUCAACCCUGCCUACAAUGCAGCCAAAAUCCAGUUUGAAAAACGUUUCACAACGUUAACCUACUGAAAUGGUAAGUAUUGAAAAAUGCAAACGUGUUACACUUUCAAUGAAUAAUAAAAUAAAAAUAAAAAAACAUAAAAAGUGUUUUUAAACUUGAGAGCUGUAUCAUACUCAGCAAUGGGGAUAAGCUAUCAGGAAAUUGUUGGCGGCUAUCAGGAAAUUGCUGGCGAUAUUUAAAAAAAGGCCAAGAUAAACAUCCCACAAAUUGCAAGGAGGCAAAAUACAGCACAGCAGUAAAACAGACGUAUCAGACGCAAAUCUGAAGAUGAUGAGAUUUUGGUGAAGCACUCCAUAAACGGUGUACUGGUCAUGCCACUGGAGAAGGCAAAACAACUACCAACAAACUAAGUG
This is a messenger RNA of Polyodon spathula (Mississippi paddlefish), 6280 nucleotides long. RefSeq names its product solute carrier family 22 member 15-like. The record is from RefSeq and is a predicted model, not a curated record. Lineage: Eukaryota; Metazoa; Chordata; Actinopteri; Acipenseriformes; Polyodontidae. Gene Ontology annotation, biological process: transmembrane transport. Gene Ontology annotation, cellular component: membrane. Bases 324 to 1952 code for a protein of 542 amino acids. Gene Ontology annotation, molecular function: transmembrane transporter activity. The transcript is spliced from 12 exons.